Neogale vison (American mink) is the source of this 363-nucleotide messenger RNA. It is a transcript of the gene WFDC11, whose product is annotated as WAP four-disulfide core domain 11. NCBI's taxonomy places the organism in Eukaryota, Metazoa, Chordata, Mammalia, Carnivora, Mustelidae. The record is from RefSeq and is a predicted model, not a curated record. The transcript has 2 exons. Bases 1 to 363 code for a protein of 120 amino acids.
AUGGUCAUCAUCAUGAAGCUCUGGACACCUCAACUCAUGACAUUCCUCUGUAUGGUGUUACCGUCUGUGCUGGGAGUGAUGAAGGAAAAACACAGCCGGAAUGAAAUGUUCCUUGAGGAAUGCUGGGGAGAGCCAAGUGUCACUGAAUGUACCAAGAAGUGUUCUAGAGCCCUUAAAUGUGUAAGCAAAAAUUAUACAUGCUGCUGGACCUAUUGUGGGAACAUCUGCUGGAAAAAUAAAGUGAGUUGGGAGAUGUACUUGGGUGUGGGUCUUUACUGGUUCUCAGAUGCUGUUAUUCAUAAACAGAAGCCUGAGGUUCCUCAAAUCCUAUGCACAAAAAUAGUGGAAGACAAUGUCCCCUAA